Molecule: messenger RNA, 6056 nt
Organism: Polyodon spathula (Mississippi paddlefish)
Lineage: Eukaryota; Metazoa; Chordata; Actinopteri; Acipenseriformes; Polyodontidae
Gene: phrf1
Product: PHD and ring finger domains 1
Exons: 18
Coding region: 131-5008 (1625 amino acids)
Source: RefSeq, a predicted model, not a curated record
CGUUCUAGUAUUUCCGUCGCAGAGACCAGCCGGCUGUGUCAGUCAACACGCAAAUUGUGAACAGCAAAACACCCAAAAUAUACCUCACCUCACAGCCCCGUGUAGGCGAUCAUUUUCCUAAUGACCAGCCAUGGAUGAUGAGGACAGCCAGGAUGAACUAAUUAACAAGAAUGCAUACCUAGGCAAAGGCAAAAGACAAAGUGCCGCCAUACUCAGUGAUGAAGAUGAAUCAAGUGAUGAAGAUGGGGACGAACUUGAAGAAGGAGACACAGAAAGUGAAGAGGAAGAGGAGGGUGGUGAUGGUGAUGGUAUAGAUGAUGAUGAGGAAGAAGAAGAGUAUAGUGACGAUGCUGAAGAAGAUGAGAUUGAAGGAGCAGAGAAGGAGUUACACGGAGCAGUCGGAGGGACAGAGACUAAGUUUGUUGGCCUGAGUUCAGACGAAGAUGCUGAAAACUGCCCCAUCUGUCUCAACACUUUCCAGGAGCAGGCCUUGGGAACUCCGGAGAGCUGUGCACAUUAUUUCUGUCUCGACUGCAUCUUGGAGUGGUCAAAAAAUGCUAACUCUUGCCCUGUGGAUCGAAUCAUCUAUACAAACAUCUGCAUGAGAUCCAGCUUUGGAGGGAAAAUCCUCAAGAAGAUUCCUGUUCAGAAUCAUGCUGCUGCCAAUGAACUGGCAGAGGAGGACCACACACAGUGUGAGGUGUGUGGCAGAAGCGACAGAGAGGACCGCCUUCUCCUCUGUGAUGGGUGCGAUGCUGGGUACCACAUGGAAUGCCUUAACCCUCCACUGAAUGCAGUUCCAGUGGAGGAAUGGUUCUGUCCUGAAUGCGCCGUUCAAAAUGCACCUCAUGGUGUGGAAGAGGUGAGUGAGGAAGAAGUGGCCACCCUAGUGGCUGAUGCAGUGCCCACCACCAGCCGACUGCGCACUAAUACAAGGAGGACACGAGCUAUUGCUAGGACUCGUCAGAGCGAGAGGGUCAGAGCCACUGUCAACAGGAACAGGAUCAGGAUCACACAGGCUCAGACAGCACAGCAUGUUCCCAGGUAUCUGAUGGAGUCCUCCUUGCUUGAUGAUACAAUUAACUGUGUUGUUGCUGGUCUCAACACGGCAGUAUACGUUCGUCCUCUAGCACCACGAGCAGGAACCACGAAGAAAAGGAAAAGAGCUAAGAGAAGAAAAACCUCAAAACCCCAAUGGAAAACAGCUAAAACUGGAACAACACAAUCUACCACAGAAAAAGGCACUAAAAGACGUAAGCGCCGAAUUAAGAGAAGACGUUCCAAGAAAAAAUGGCAGGUAAGAAAGGACACAACUGCACGUUCCCGUAUUGCUAAAAACCUGGGGAUUGGUAAGCCACUUCAUGGGCUCUCAGUUCCGUCUGUGUACAGACAAGUGGAUGCUACCUUGGGAGGCAUGAGGUCAGAUAUUGGAGCGGCACCCCUGUCAGUCUAUGGAAACCCAUUUCAGCUGGAUUCAUUUGAUGACAGUGUGCCUACAGAGCAGCCUGCAAGUUCCUCGUCACCAGUAGAAGUCAAGAGAAAAGGUCUUUCUCAAUCUGCUCUCAGAUCACAUCAGCCAGUAGCAAGGCCUAUUUCAAUUGGACUUUCAAGGGGAGGGUUAAGUAUCCCAGAAGCUGAGGCAAUUGCAGAGGCAGCCCCGGUACCUGACCUAUUAGGAAGUAUCCUGUCAGGACAGAGCAUGCUACUCAUGGAUAGUUCUGACGUUUUGAUCAACAGAGAUGGCUCUUUGAAAGUCAAAAAUCCUGUUGUUACUUCUUUAACUACAUCUUUCAAGAGAAGUGGUUCUCGAGAUGGAGAGACAUCAACAGAAAUUUACAGUGGACAUUCAUCUCUCUCAGGAAGAAGUGCCUUUAGCUCCAGUGGAGAAACUGAGAUGUUAGACCUUAAUGUUAAUUCAAGACCACCUACGUCUAGCUUAUUUGGUUCUAUUGGUACUUUUGGCUCUCACUCCUUACCAUCAACACCAAAACCGUCUUCCCAGCCAGAACAUUUGUUCAAUUCAAGGCCAACCACGUCAGUAACUGUAUCUGUUAGGCCAACGACUUCAGUGACUCCAAGACCAAAUAUGACACACAGCAUUGCAGAUUCUCAUAGUACUGCUCUUCAAACAGGAGGGAGCAGUAUAAAAAAUGCUAGUGCUCGAAGAGCAAUGUCCACUGUGCAAUCUUCUUCACAGAACACGAAUGGUAACUCUGAAUUGCAUGCAAAAAGUAGCACAGGUGCCGUCAGAAGGAAUCCUCCAAAACCUGUUUGGCUUGAUGUGUCUGAACUUCCUAGAAUACCAAAGAUUAAACGAGACAAUGCUGGAGACUCGCAGCCAAGUGGUAGCAGAAAUAACGGCAUACCUGAUUCGUGCAUGAACAGAUUGAUGGGUAAUGGAGAUGGUGAUAAGAGAGCAGCCCAAGGAUCAUUAAGAGGUGAUCAGAGCAAAAGACAAAGGCAUGGUCCUGGAAGCUCUACAUCUACCAAUUACGGUGGCCAUGCAAGGUCAGUGUCUUACAGUUCCCAGGGAAGUACAGGUUCUUCAACUGUGAGCUUUAGGAUAAAUACAAGUGGAAAUUUGUGGCAUUGUAGGAGACUUGCUAACACUGAUGCUUUCAGUAACGCUAGUAAAGAAAAACGUAAUUUAUCCCCUUCACAUUCAGAGAAAAAAGAAAAAAAUAUAAAAAAUGAAAUGUAUGAUCCUUUUGAUCCCACUGGCUCUGAUUCUAGUUCAUCUGGUAGCAUCUCUGAUAUAUUUCAGAGCCCUUCCUCAGAAAGUGAAACUGCAAGCCAUAGUGUUCAAGAUUCAGUAUCUCAGGAGCAAGAAUUACAGACUACAAACUUAUUAGCUUCCAGAUACAUUGAUAAUCCUGAAGAACUUCAAGUUAAAGAGAUGGAUUUGGAAGGAGGAUCAGAUUUAGAGGAACAGGAUGUAUUACCUUGCACUGAUGCUUCUAUGUCAUCUGGAGAUGGUGUAAAAAAUGAACAUGUCUGUCUGAGGUCAAGUAAUGACCCUUUACCAGAUGGAGGUAAGGGUGAUACAAGUGACAAAGCCAAUUUGACAGAUGAUGAGAUAUUUAGUAAAAUAUCAAGUAAAGUGCAUCAAAAGGAAGCACAUUCGCACUCACGAUCCAGCUCAGCAUCAAGUACUAGAAGUGAAAAGAAAUUUAAGAAGAAUAGGAAGAAGCCUGUUUGUGAAGAACGAAAGUCUAUUGCAACUUCUAGGUUGGGCUCGCAAUCUGCUCAUAGCAAGACACAAAGUUGUAAAUCUGAGGACAGAAGGACUUCUAAAGAUUGUUCCAGAUCUAGUAGUUCAGAGGCCACAAAGAAAGCAUCGACCAAGGGUAAAAGUACGGAAAAAAAGACAAAGCGUUCCAGAUCAAGGUCACAAGAUAGGAGGAGCUCUAGGUCCCAUUCAGCAAGUUCUUCAUCUGGGGUCUCUGAAAGAUGGAAGAAGAGGAGGAGAUCAAGGUCAAAAGAAAGGAAGCAUUCUCGCUCCAGCAGUCCUGAAAGAGCAGAAAAGAAAAAGCCUAAGCAUGAAAGAAGCUAUGAAAGAAAUAACAGUAAAGAGAGGAGGUUAGGAUUAAAGGACAGAAAACAAAGAUCAAGAUCAAGGUCUAGGGAGAGAAAUAAAGGGAGGUCAAGGUCACAGUCCUCACCAAGACCUAAAGAGCAAGGAAGGUCAAGAUCAAAAGAGAGAAUGCAGAGGUCUAGAUCACGAUCCAUAGAAAAGAAAUGUGCAGACAGUGGAGAUUUGUUGCUGUCUGUACAGAGGAAGGGAGAGAAAAUCCUGCUAAAGGCAAGCAAGUCUUCUGAAUCGUCUUUCAACAAAAAAGUUGGGACAUCUUCGAGGGUGACUGUGAAAGAUGAACCAGGCAUCCCAAAAUCUGCACCCCAAAUCAUGGAAAGUUGCAUUAGUGAUAGUGCUGGUCUCCAGUCAAAGGUUAAAUCCGAGCUUGUGUGGUCUGAGGAAGCUAUUUUACAUGAGAACCAGGUCUCAAGUAAAAUAAAUGUUGACAUUGUUUGCACUCACACUGUAACUAAAGACAAAACUAGCAAGUUAAAAAUAGGUAGUGUAACCCAAGAAGCUUUCCAAAAACCAGAAUCCUUUGGUAAAGUAAAGAUUGAAGAAAUAAAGUUGGAAGGCGAUGUCCUCAAUACCCUUGAUUUCAUAAAAAGUAAUGAAGGGGAAGAAGCAAAAUUGUCAAAUUCCAGAGUAAACUCAGAGGAACUGGAGUUGAAAGUGAAGCAGGAAGCAGUCAAGCCUGACUCAGAACCAUCUGCAGUGAUUGCUGGCUCCAAAUCCAAGGAUCUUGUCAAGAGAGUGACCUGGAAUCUGCAGGAAGUGGAUCAGUCAUCCUCUGAAAAGACUACAAAAAUUCCUCUCUAUAAAAUGCAACGAAGAAGCAAGGAAGGUACCUGGAAGGCACCGGAUCCCAGCCAGACGUUGAAUCAGGUGCAGUUAAAUGAACAUCCUCCAACCAAUUACAUGGUUCCUGAACCAAUAUUUUCCGGUGUUGAUCCUUCACAGGAUUCUUCCCAAACCAUGCCCCUGGCCCCUACAGUUCCUCCAGAUUCAUCCUCCUGUGCCCCAAUCAGCCCUUCCCAAGUUAGUUCUGUUGCUGGACAGACCUUCCCACCAGAAUUGAAUGUACAAGCUGGUGUGUUACAGCUUGGAUUGAAAACACCAACAGGAAAAGAGGAAGCGAAAAUUAGCAAAAGCAGACAUGCAACCGACAAGGCAAAUAAUGAAGAAUACAUGAAGAAACUUCACAUGCAGGAGAGGGCAGUGGAGGAAGUUAAACUUGCAAUAAAACCCUUUUACCAGAAAAGGGACAUCACCAAGGAGGAAUAUAAGGACAUUCUGCGAAAAGCUGUCCAGAAGGUUUGUCACAGCAAAAGUGGAGAAAUCAACCCAGUCAAAGUUUCAAAUUUAGUCAAGGCAUAUGUCGACAAGUACAAGCAUGCAAGAAAACACAACGAGGAGUCUAUGGGAUCAAGUUAACGAAUUGAAACAAACCAUGAAGCACUGGACUCUUGAAGGCCAAUUCCACUCCAAAGGAAGCAGUUUUUUAAAUGUUGUUAACGCAGACGUUUAUGGACGUUCAUGUUCUGUUCUACUAACAUUAAAGAUGAAGAGCACUGAAAAUGCGUUUUAAUGUUUGAAACAGGACUUACCCUUUUUACGGCUAUUUUACACAUGUAUUUUCACAGAUUACACCAGGCAAGUAAAAACGUGAAAAGCAUGUUCAAGGUCUAUCAGCCUUCCCAGGGUGCAUUUAUACUGUUGUUUUUGCUUGUUUUUCAGAUGCUUAUUGUGAUGUUCACAACAGCAUUAGGUCAGCGAAGAGUACCAGUAGUUAAUGUCCUCCCUUAUUAAUAGCAGAAGCUGUUAUUCCUCUAAAUUAAAUUCAAUUGUACCAUUAAUUUCUGUAUUCCUGAAAACUGUGUGGGCAGAUCAUAUUAGAAGAUAGGUAAUUUAUGAACAGAAACCAAUUUGUAAUAACGGCCGUGACAUACAUCUGUCUUGGGUCGAGCCCAUCUUGUGCCACCACUUGUCAAGAUUGUCUUUUGGUGCUAUUUUCCAGUCUAUUUUUUUCACUGAAGGGGAUGGAUUCUUCAUGUUUGAAUAUUCUUUAAAAGGUCAUAUCUGGAUGUUAAUUCUUGUAUAAUACAGGAAUGUAUAAAUCAUCUAUUCUGUCCAAAGUGACUCUUCUAUUAAAAGCAUGGCUAUUUGGAGUGAACACUAAGUGCAAGCCUAUUUUAAUCGCCGAUCUUGGCUGGGAGCACUGCACAGGGUGCGGGUAGAAAAAAGGGUGUAUGUACUUUACAUUUUGAUACACCUGGUAAAUACACAAAAUGUUAUAAAAUAAUAGUUUCAUUAUCUUUGUCAUAGCUGCAGCCUACAAAUAUCUCUAGAAGGUACAACACUAUAUAAAGCAAUCCGGAGUAAAUACCCAUACAUUUACAGUGCACAUACUGCAUUUCACUGUAAGGGAUUGCAUAGUCUCAAUUGUGCAGUUAUAAAAGAAUCACAUGUUAUAGCGAACAUU